Messenger RNA from Manis pentadactyla (Chinese pangolin), 624 nucleotides. RefSeq names its product matrix Gla protein (gene MGP). Gene Ontology annotation, cellular component: extracellular region. Gene Ontology annotation, biological process: regulation of bone mineralization. Lineage: Eukaryota; Metazoa; Chordata; Mammalia; Pholidota; Manidae. The transcript is spliced from 4 exons. Bases 91 to 402 code for a protein of 103 amino acids. Gene Ontology annotation, molecular function: calcium ion binding. The record is from RefSeq and is a predicted model, not a curated record.
UAUAAAAACCCCACAGUCUUUCACUGACAGCCUGCAGGAGCCUUCCUCCCCCUGCUGCCGCACAAGACCCGACAGGACCCCAGAGAGACCAUGAGGACCCUGCUCCUGCUCUCCGUUCUGGCUGCCUUGGCGCUGGCUGCUUUGUGUUAUGAAUCUCAUGAAAGCAUGGAAUCCUAUGAAAUUAGUCCCUUCAUUAAUAGGAGAAAUGCUAACACCUUCAUGUCACCCCAGCAGAGAUGGAGAGCUAAAGCCCAAGAGAGAAUCCGAGAACGCACCAAGCCUGCCUAUGAGAUCACUCGGGAAGCCUGUGAUGACUUCAAACUCUGUGAACGCUAUGCCAUGGUUUAUGGAUACAAUGCUGCCUACAACCGCUAUUUCCGACAGCGCAGGGGAACCAAAUGAGAUUGGAGAAAGUCUCUCUCCAGAGCCUCCGCCUGGUUUCAUAUUCCCUUGCAAUAGCAUUGCUGAGCUAUAUCAUAUAAAUUACUUCUUAAAUGUUCUCUCUGCCCCUCCUUCCUGCCCCCAGAUUGUUAAAUAAUCAAAGUGCAGUGUAGUAAACAGAAGUCAAGGGGGAGUUAACAAUGUGUGAUUACUACAUAAUAAACUUCUGAUUGGAUACUUUCA